Messenger RNA from Plenodomus lingam JN3, 1968 nucleotides. RefSeq lists its product as uncharacterized. The record is from RefSeq and is a predicted model, not a curated record. Lineage: Eukaryota; Fungi; Ascomycota; Dothideomycetes; Pleosporales; Leptosphaeriaceae.
AUGACAGCCACGACAGCGAACGCAAAUCGGGCCUUUGCUCUCCAUCCUUUCUCCACGAAUCCGCUCAAGUCGCGAGACGACGUUGUUGCCGCUGUAGCAUCUCUCCUUGACCCUCUUAUUCCAGGCUUCUCGCCGGGAAAUGCUCUGAUCAAAGUCGGAAGCACUGGUACAAGAUUCGAUGAGACUGGGGCCCAAGUCGAAGGCUUUGCACGCCCGCUAUGGGGUCUCGCACCUCUACUAGCCGGCGGCAGCAAGUACAACGCAACAGAUAAGUUUGUACAAGGCUUAAUUUCUGGCACAGAUCCAGAGAGCCCAGAGUUCUGGGGCUACAUGGAGGAUACAGACCAGCGCAUGGUCGAAGCGUGUCCCAUUGGUUUCACGCUUGCGGUAGCAAAUAAGAACUUUUGGGACCCCUUGACUGACAGACAAAAGAAAAAUGUUGAGACUUGGCUGGGCAGUAUGAAUGACAAGAGAAUGCCCGACACCAACUGGCUAUGGUUCCGCGUCUUCGCCAACCUUGGGCUCGAGAGGAAUGGUGCACAUUGGUCGAAGCAGCAACUUGAAAAGGACAUUAAGCAGCUGAACUCGUACUACCGUGGCGAUGGAUGGUCGAAUGAUGGCCCAGAUUCAUACCGUCAAAUGGAUUACUACUCAGGUUCAUUUGCGAUACAGUAUCUCCAACUGCUGUAUUCGAAAUUGGCGGCGGACAUCGACCCUGAGCAAGCUGCAGAGUACCGCAAGCGCGCACAGAUGUACGCCCAAGACUUUGUGCAUUACUUCGACCCAGAAGGUCGAGCGAUUACAUUUGGGAGGUCGUUGACCUACCGAUGGGCCAUGGUGGCAUUUUGGGGUGCAGUGGCCUUUGCAGAUGUCGAGCUCCCUGAACCGCUGUCCUGGGGAGUUGUCAAAGGUAUAUGGCUACGCAACCUGCGUUGGUGGACCACCCAGAAGGACAUUUUCCAGUCCAACGGUAUGCUUACAGUGGGAUACUCCUACCCCAAUUACUAUUUGGCUGAAAAUUACAACUCGCCGCAAUCGCCAUAUUGGUGUAUGCUCGCCUUUGCUGCGCUUGCUGUGCCAGAGAGCCAUCCCUUCUGGAGUGCGAAGGAAGAGCCGCAUCCAUAUGCCAAUCAACGAGUCGUGCGAUCUCUACCUCAUCCACGCCAAAUCGUCAUCCGUAGUGGUGGCCAUACAUUCCUUCUUUCCAGCGGACAAUCAUGUCACUACGCGAUCAAAAAUUCCAACGCCAAAUAUGGCAAGUUUGCCUACAGCGCCGCCUUUGCAUACUCGGUUUCCACUGGUUAUCAGGAACUUGAGCAGUUCGUUCCCGAGUCUUCGCUCGCGCUAUCCGAUGACGGCGGCGAGCUAUGGAAAAUGCGUCGGGCCCUUAAUGGAGACUCUGAGAUUGAGAAUCACGAUGGCGUACCGGUGUUGGUGUCUAGUAUGAAGCCAUGGCACGAUGUAGAAGUUCUGACCUACCUGAUCCCACCAGUAGAAGAUACACCAAACUGGCAUCUGCGUGUGCAUCGCAUCACGACUGGACGAGAUGUCAAAACGGCAGAAGGUGCAUGGGCUGUGUAUGGUGCACGCGAAUCCGACGGUCGUCUGCUUACCGAGUGGAACGGUACCCUUCGCACGCUUGACGAAUCGAUUCCAGAAGGCGGGAAAGGAGACGAAACAAGUGCAUUUGCAGCAUCACCGCGCACAGGAGCUGUUGGUAUUGCGGAUAUACAUCAGACGGAUCGUACGGGUAGUGUCAUACUGUCAGACGCGAAUUCGAAUUUGGUGGAGGCAAGGACAGUGCUGCCUAUUGUACAAAAGGACAUCAAGGCAGGCGAGACUGCAUGGUUUGUGACUGCUGUCUUCGCUCUACCGGCUAGUGCAGAGGGUUGGAAGGAGUCGUGGAAGAAUGGAUGGGAGAAGAGGCCUGUGGUGCCUAAGUGGGUGCAGGACAAGAUGUCUGGGUGA